This is a messenger RNA of Colletotrichum paranaense, 1017 nucleotides long. RefSeq lists its product as uncharacterized. Bases 1 to 1017 code for a protein of 338 amino acids. NCBI's taxonomy places the organism in Eukaryota, Fungi, Ascomycota, Sordariomycetes, Glomerellales, Glomerellaceae. The transcript is spliced from 9 exons. The record is from RefSeq and is a predicted model, not a curated record.
AUGUCUAACGAGCAACAACCGACUGACGGAGACAAUGGUCCCAUUAUCAUCGCUGAUGACUUGAUCGGACUUUCUAACCGUCUACUUCAGGAUGCCGAUGACGGCUCAUCAGACCGGGCGACUAGUAUCGCCUCUUCCAGCACGAGCUUGGCAAGCUCGAUAAUGAACCAUCGUAUCGAGAAUGAAUACAGCUACCCCAACGACGAGAAGGAGAAUGACAGGCUAGACCUUCAACACAACAUCUUCCUUCUCACGCUCGACUAUAGGCUGGGUCUUGCACCGCCGGCUCAGGAAGGAUCCAAGAUCAAGCGCGUCCUGGACGUGGGCACCGGCACGGGAAUCUGGUGCAUCGAAUUCGGCGAUGAGCAUCCUGAUGCCGAGGUUGUUGGCAUCGACCUGUCUCCGGCACAAACAGCAUUUGUUCCGCCCAACGUCAAGUUCGAGGUUGACGACCUCGAGGAGCCCUGGACGUACCACACAAAGUUUGACUACAUCCACACGCGCGUCAUGACUUCGAGCAUCGCCGACUGGAAGAGCUUCCUCGAGCCCGGAGGAUACAUCGAACUGCAAGAAGCCCACAUGAGGCCCGACUGCGACGACGGCACCCUCAAGCCUGACAGUCCUUUGAUUGAAUGGGUCGACAGGCUGGAAGAGGCCUGCAACAUCUUUGGCCGCCCCUUCAUCCACUGCCCGAGCCUCAAGCCGCUGCUCGAGGAGGUCGGCUUCGAGGACGUCUCGGUCACAAAGUACAAGUGGCCCAUCAACGCGUGGCCCAAGGACCCGCACUACAGAGAACUCGGCAUCUGGAACCUCGAAAACAUGCUCGAGGGCGUCGAGGGUUGGAGCAUGGCCCCCUUCACCAGAGCGCUCGAGUGGACGAAAGAGGAGGUCAACGUCUUCCUCAUCAGCGUCCGGAACGAGCUGAAGAAUAAGAAUGUGCAUGCCUAUAUCCCCGUGUACAUGAUCCAUGCGAGAAAGCCGCUAAAGGAGGCCGAGGAGAAUGAAGAGGCGUCCUGA